CAGGCACCCCACUGUUUCCCUCUUUGUGUGUGUGCUGGUGUGUGUUUUUGCCGACGGCAGGCAGAAAGGAGCACAGUGGAUGUGGAGGAAGCUUCUCUUACUCACUGAAAAUACUUUUUAACUUACUGUACGCUCAGUCAGUUUGUCAAAGCAGAAUCGAGUGGCCAUGGCUUACCGUCUGUUUGAAGGCAAAGAGCAUGCGUCCUCAUACUGGAAGUACAGGAUCUCUCCAUCAGAUCAUCUCAUACAACAGGUGCUUGAUUUCCUGGAAAAACAUGUAAGUACAGUUUGGAAACUGAUUAUGGACUCUCAAAUGUGGGCAAAACUAAAAGUAAAGAAAUGUUAUGUGUUAAAUAUGUCGUCAGAAAAGAGGCCCCUAUGAGCUGGCUGUGGAUGUGGGCUGUGGCUCAGGACAGGGAACAGUUCUGCUGGCCAAACACUUUGCCUCUGUGGUGGGGACUGACAUUAGUCCUGCCCAGCUGGAAGUAGCUUUGCAGCACAGCCAGGAGCCCAAUGUUACCUACAGGUGAGCCAGCCAAGCGCUUCUCUUUGAACGCUGCUAUCAAGACCACCAAAGCUAAACAAUGCAUGUUGGAGAUAUUGAAGUAAUGCAUUCUGACCUCGCAUUGUGUCUCCCAUUAAAAUAUAUUUUCAUUGUUAAAAACGAGUAGGAAUGAAUAUAUGUAAAUUUUAUGAUGCAAAACGAGUGAAAUCACAUCACUCGUUUGGCUCUCAGAGUCAUAUAAGCUACUUAGUUGAAAAAGGGCCAAAGCAGAAACAAUGUGACCUUUGUCCGGUGAAAGUCGGUCAUGAGGUUCAGCACAGUCAGUGGAGUAAAUGUGCCAACAACGGAGUAGUGAAACUCACUUUAAAAUGUUUUUGUUGGAAAAAAAGUACUGUUAAUGAAAUAAUUAGCAGAUAUAACAAAAACAGUAUAAUGCACAUUGAAUAUUAUAUCAUUAUAUGUUGUUUUGUUCAUGGAUAUUUCACUGCUGCUGCAUUCAACGAAAGAAAGUAGUGAAUCCUAUAAGCAGAGAAUAGUGCAGAGAAGGAUCUAUCUUUAAGCAUGGAGGGAUGGAAGAUGGACAGUAACAAGAGUAAAAGAGGCCGCGUGGCUCAUGAUUUCACUCUUGUUACUGUUCCAUCUGUAGAGAGUGUGUUGCAGAGGACCUGCCCUUCGCCGACAGCUCAGUGGACUUGGUGACUGCCAUGUCUGCCUUCCACUGGUUUGACCGACCACGCUUUCUCAAAGAAGCCCACAGAGUCCUGAAGCCUCGUGGCUGCAUGGCCUUUCUAAACUACACCAUCGACAUGGAGCUCAGCCACCCUGACUGCUGCUCGCAGGCUCUCAACGACCCCUGCAAAGAGGUGAGGAUGUGAACUUUGACCUGACUGAGGUUAUCAAGAAUAAGCAGUGAUACACUCAGCUGCAGGUGCAAUAAACUGUCUGGCUUCUGAAGUAAAUGGCCUUUAAAUGAAAAACAAACAACAGCACCCUCUAGUGGUAUGUCAUGACUAAACCACAUCUUUUAACUUUUUUGUGUGUUUUUUUCCGUUGUACUCAUUUAGGUUGUAUAUUUCUUAUUCAAUUUCACAGUGUGAAAAUGAAAGUGGCAAAUUAACUGAAUGAGCAGUAUAACAGCACAUAACUAAUCAUUAAAAAUUCUACCCAGAACAGCAGUCACAAACACAUUACAGAGGACCACAGCGGUGCCAUGCUGUUAAACACCAGAUAUAAACAUCUUAUUCUUUCUUUUUUUUUUUUUUUUUUUUGUUUAAUCCAGUUUUAUGAAGCUCUGGAACCUUACCGCAGUCCCCACCUUGGAGCCAACUCCAUAGAGUUAUACAGAGAGUCCUACAACUCCAUCCCCUACCCUGACAAGGAGUGGUAAGUGACAGCCUGUGAUUUUAUGCUGCAAACAAACUUAAAGCAUUCACUUAUAAAAUUACGUUUAAAAGGUAAUUCAGUAUGGUGAUAAUACGUAUGCAUAGAUAAUGCAUGGUGUGUGUGGUCUAACCCUGUGUGUGUGUUUUUUAUGUUAUAUUACAGGCAAGAGUGUCUGUGGGUGAAAAAGCCCAUGCCUCUGUCCAGUUACAUGGGUUUUGUGGAGUCUUUCUCAAGUUAUCAGCGUUUUCUAAGGGAAGACCCACAGAAAGCAGCAAAACUCUCACAGGACACCCGUCAAAAGUAAACUCCCACGCAAACACACACAAUACUUGUGCAAACCAGCGAGUUGAUAUGCAUCUAAAGUUAUAUAUCUAUUCUUGUAAUGGUCCACGUGGAAAUCAACCAUUAAAGUGCUUUUAACAAACAAGAUGUAAGCAUUGUUUUCACCAACUACACUCUAACUGAACAUUUUCCAUAUAUCUCCUUUGUUGCUUUCCUCAGGUUGAUGUCUGCAAUGAAAGUGACCUCCGAGGACGCAGAGGUGGUGGUGGCUGUGAAAUAUUUCUACCUUCUGGCUUGCAAACCAGAGGACGUCUGAGGCUGGAGAAGAUUUUACUUCUUCAUAUUCUUUUACAGGUGUUUGAAAACUACUUCUGUUAAGGGGUUUUACUUUUUUUUAAAAGUAUUUUAAGUAUUUUUCCAUUUGUAUGCUCAAUUUUAGGUCCAAUUUCUUGUCAAAUGUUUUAAAAUAUCACUCAUUUUUUCAACAAAGUCAUGAAUGGAGUUAUGGACGCAGAAACUUUCGUUACCCAAAAUUGUUCUAUAUCUGUUAAAAAGUAAUGUCUCUUUAAAGGUACAAAAUAAGAUGACAGUGUCGCAUUAGGGAUGUUUAUUGAUGUCCUUUUGGAAACUUAAACUCUCUGUUUUGCAGUGUUGUUUUCGUUGACAAUGACGUCAUCGUCAAUGAAAACAACACUGCAGAAUAUAUGUUCAGCGUUUGACUGACGAAAUGCUCAUGAAUUUUGAUACUCUGUUCAUCGUCCACCACUAAUGUUUUUGUCUAGUCUCGUCUUGUCAACGUAAACGCACAUUCGUAUCGUCACAUUUUAGUCAUCUAAGACUCACAUUUAGCUUGUCAACGUCACGUCUUCAUCGUGGAAAAUAAGGGGCGUUUUUUUUGUCAACGAAAACAACACUGCUGUUUUGCCGAUGAAUCUUUGUAAACAGAUUAUGAUCUAGACUCUAGACCAUCUUUUUUUAUGUUGAAUGUCUUGCGCUAUAUAAAUAAAUAUUGGCUGAUUGAGUUUGAAGCUGCUCAAGUCAGACGCCUGUUAGCUUUACGGGUAAAUGACAGCUAACCUGCAAAAACUGUCUGUGCAAUUGGGACUUUUUUUUCUGGGCAAAACAGGACUGAUCAAAGCUGCAUGUGCUUUUUUUCCCCUGUAUUUCUGUCCUGCAUCUAUAAUCAGCUUCUGCCCUGAGCUAAAAUGACGCAUUCCACAUAUGGUAAAGACAUUAUGACACCUUUAUCUUCAUUUUUGGCGGGUAAGCAGCUCAAAUAUUUCAUUUAAUUUUUUUUUAUAUGACCAAAUACUGGUUGGUGUGGUAUAUUGUUGUAAAAAUGAUAAACUGUUACACAUUUCUAUACUAAUAAAGAUGAAUACCCUUAA
Molecule: messenger RNA, 3558 nt
Organism: Xyrichtys novacula (pearly razorfish)
Lineage: Eukaryota; Metazoa; Chordata; Actinopteri; Labriformes; Labridae
Source: the annotation of a GenBank genome assembly